Molecule: messenger RNA, 801 nt
Organism: Alternaria alternata
Lineage: Eukaryota; Fungi; Ascomycota; Dothideomycetes; Pleosporales; Pleosporaceae
Exons: 2
Coding region: 95-550 (151 amino acids)
Source: RefSeq, a predicted model, not a curated record
AUCCAUCGCUCCGCUGGGAAGGCAUCGUUUUCAUAAUUCCCGUCGUUACAGUCAACUCGAUUGCACCAUACUCGCUCUGAACAUAUUGCACAACAUGCGCUUCAUGAUUCCACAGCUCUUAGCAUUGGCGGCCUCAGCUGGGGCUGUUGGUAUCGCUGUUGUACUAAACAAUUCAAAAGAACCUGUUUACGUAUGGUCUGUUGGCGGCUCAGUCGGUCCCCGUCAUGAUAUUAAGGCUGGUGGUAUCUACUGGGAACAAAUGCGUCGCGAUGAGAAGUCUGGAGGUAUUGCAAUCAAAAUUACAAAAACCGGGGAUGGUCUGUACACAGGCGCCCCUCAGCAGGUAUGGGCAUAUAACCUGGAUGGUGCUUCGGUCUGGUACGACCUCAGUACCGUCUUUGGGGAUCCGUUUGCUGGUAGCCGUUUAGAAGUUGCUGGAGAUAAUGGGGGUCUCAUCGUAUGGGCAAACGGGACUCAUCCGGGAGGUAGCCAGGUCGCGUCGGCCCCGAGCGAGGGAAACAUAUUUCUCACUAUCGAUCCUGCUGCUUGAGCAUUAAAAGAUAGCUUGAAGGUGCAAGGGACUAGAACGCCCGAGAAUGGCUCGGUGGAAUUGUCUAAGUGUCACUGCCCCAACGGCACGUGUGCCGUUGAUGCCUCACAGUAGAGCAACGUGAUGAAGCGACAUCUGUGAAAGACUUAUCAGACAUGUUCAAGUCAAUCGAGUUUAUGCUCACGUCGUACGGCCGUUGGAACCGCCCAGAAAGUAUUUCGAUAGUCGGACAGCUAGCAGCGGUAUGGUGG